AUGGUCGUGGUAGCCUUUCAUAACGACGGGGACGGGCUCAUAGUUUUCAGUCCGGGCGAGUCUACCUCACCGAGCCCAUCGGAACAGCUGCCAACACCCGAGUGCGACUUCUCCAACACCAACUUCGCCCUCCACUCUUCCCCGUUCAUCAUGGCCAGGACCAAGAGGAGUGGCUUGGCGUCACUGGCAUGUACUGAGUGUCGGAAACAGCAUCUGAAAUGUGACGCGAACAAGCCGACGUGCUCGCGCUGCGUACAGCAAGGUUUCCUUUGCCAGUAUCUCCCCUCGCGACGGGGCGGGCGCAGGAAACCCCGACAGGACUCCGAUCGCCGGUCACUGCUAUCCAACAACCCCGAUGAGCUGAAUAUUACUACAUCGCCCCAUGAUCUUGCGUCGGAGUUGAUGAAAGAGAUGCAGCCUGGGUAUCAGGCUUCUCUCGCCUUGCCCGUACGUCGGUCAGAACAGCCCGAUACGCCGGAUAGCACCGCCCCCCAGCGCGGGACAGGACCAGGACCGGUCUCUUGGUCCUUGACUACUCCGAGGAGUGGGUUGAGUCAAGAGCACUUCCAGCCAACGCGGGACCUCUCGUCCCAAGAUGAUCGCUUUCUGCGACUCUUCUAUGAAAACUUCCAUGUCGCUCAUCCGAUUCUGGUGCCCAGUGCGGUCUAUCAUGAUCGGCAAUACCCGGAAUUUCUGCAACUUGUCGUGAAUUUUGUUGGAUCUCACUAUAUCCCAUCAAGCCCGACACAAGAACAUAGGGAUAAGGUUCUUGCCGAACUGAGUUGUCAUACCGACCGAUCACCAUGUAUGGUUCAGGCCUGGCUCAUCUACUCAAUUGCGAUUUACGCACGCGGAGAAUGGCAGGAGGCGCAGGACGCCUUCUCGCAUAGCGUGGAGAUUGCUUUGGAGAUUGGCAUGAACCGCCGCGAAUUUGCCAUUACUGGGCACCCUGAGAAUAGCAUUGAGGCUGAGAGCCUCCGGAGGACUUGGUGGGAGCUGUACGUGACAGACAUAUUUAUCGCUGCUCCGUCCAAAAGCAACACCUUUCUGUGCAGCACCAUGGCCCCAGAGGUGGGCUUGCCCUGUGAAGAAUCGGUCUACACCGGAACAUGCGAGAUUCCGGAACCCCGGAAGAUCCUUGAUUUCAAGCGGCGCAUUUUUGCGCCCGAAGAAACCGUCUUUUCUUCCUUCAGCUAUCGCAUCGAGGCCACUACCAUUCUCUGCAGAGCUCUUGUCUUGAGUCGACUACGAGACUACCACCGCGAUCAUCUCCAAGCGGUUGAAAAUGCCCUUGUCAGCUGGGUCAAUCAUUUGCCUCCUAGAAAAUUGGACAUUGUCGAUUCGUACGGCAACAUCGAUGAGAUGAUGUUCCAAGCGCACGUAACAAUCGGAUAUGCCACCAUGCUCCUCCAUCUUCCACGAAGUGAUCUUCAACCUGUCUUAUCUCAAACAAAUGACCUAUUCUGGCCCGUUGCUACUCGUCAUAUGGCAUCGACGUUAAAUCGACCCGUUCACAGCAUCAAAGCAACCGAAGCUUCCAGGCGAAUCUCCGAUGCUAUCUCCCUCUGUCCGAACGUUCUCAAACACUCCCCAUUCGUGAUCCCUGCAUUAGCACUAUGUGGGAUGAUCCAAUUAGCCACCUCUAUCAAACAUACCGAAGAAUGCUUUGACCACCACUACAACAGAGUCACUCUUAUACUUGGAUGCCUCAAAAGUACAAAACGAAUAUGGGGUCUCGCGGAUGCUGCUUACAACCAUCUACGCACUUCUGCAGCAGACGCAUUAUCAGACUCGAUGGAGCGAUGGAGCACGGAGCCGCUUCGAAAAUUCUUCCCCGCAGAUUCGACACCUAGUAGGGCAGAGCGUACGACAGCUCAGCCCACUCGGCCUACGUCAGCUAUAUCAGACGGACAGGAUCUAUUAUUCCCCCCAAUUAUGCCUGCCUUUGUUGACCCCACAUGUUAUAAUGACUCGUUCUUCACCACCCUUCCUGAGUUUGAUAUCAGCUGA
Messenger RNA from Penicillium subrubescens, 2010 nucleotides. Its product is annotated as Zn(II)2Cys6 transcription factor. Gene Ontology annotation, molecular function: DNA binding; DNA-binding transcription factor activity, RNA polymerase II-specific; zinc ion binding. NCBI's taxonomy places the organism in Eukaryota, Fungi, Ascomycota, Eurotiomycetes, Eurotiales, Aspergillaceae. The transcript has a single exon. The record is from RefSeq and is a predicted model, not a curated record. Bases 1 to 2010 code for a protein of 669 amino acids. Gene Ontology annotation, biological process: DNA-templated transcription; regulation of DNA-templated transcription.